AUGUCAAAUUCCAAAGACGGAGAGGCUGGACGUGGUGGUCAGGGUGGCAAAGGAGGAGGCGGUGGAGGUGGUGGAGGCGGAGGCGGAGGAGGAGGAUCAGGCGGCCAAGGUGGUAAAGGUGGCGGCGAAAGUUGUGCAAGAAAGAAAGAUUCUCAUUGCAAUGAAACUGAAAAUGGUAAAGUUUGCACAAACGAAAAACACGAUGAUUGCUGUGACAAGGGCAAGAACAAGAAUGGCAAAGAUGGUGAAGAUGGACAAGAUGGAAAAGGUGGAAAAGGUGGACAGGGUGGACAAGGUGGUAGCGGUGGCAACUCCAAAUGA
Drosophila willistoni is the source of this 321-nucleotide messenger RNA. Its product is annotated as cold and drought-regulated protein CORA-like. Lineage: Eukaryota; Metazoa; Arthropoda; Insecta; Diptera; Drosophilidae. Bases 1 to 321 code for a protein of 106 amino acids. The transcript has a single exon. The record is from RefSeq and is a predicted model, not a curated record.